ACACCGCCAUCGUCACGCUUACAGAAUGGUUGGCACUCUCGUCUUGACCCGUCACGGCCAGUCCGAAUGGAACGAGCUUAACCUCUUCACUGGCUGGAAGGACCCCAAGCUCACCAAGCAGGGUGAGGCCGAAGCCAAGAAGGGUGGCGAGGAGCUCAAGAAGUUUGGCUACACCGACUUUGACAUGGCCUUCACCUCGGACCUUACCCGUGCUCAGAGCACACUUGGCAUUCAGCUCAAGGAGAUCGGCCAGGAGGACCUGCCCACCAAGAAGGACCAGGCUCUCAACGAGCGCGAUUACGGCGAGCUCACUGGCCUCAACAAGGACGAUGCCCGCAAGAAGUGGGGCGAGGAGCAGGUCCACAUCUGGCGCCGCUCGUUCGACGUGCCCCCUCCUGGAGGCGAGUCGCUCAAGCUGACGGCCGACCGUGUGCUGCCGUACUACGAGAAGGAGAUCAAGCCCGAGGUGCUCAAGGGCAAGAAGGUUCUCGUCACUGCCCACGGCAACAGCUUGCGCGCCAUGAUCAUGAACCUCGAGAACAUGACCGGCGAGCAGAUUGUCAACACUGAGCUGGCCACUGGCGUUCCGAUCGUGUACAAGAUCGACGAGAGCGGCAAGGUCGUCGAGAAGAAGAUCCUCGAGUAGAUUAAAGAUCACCUUGAAGACUGAAUUGAGAAACAUGGCCUGAGUCUCAAAGCAACCGUAGGUGGACGAAGUUGACCUGUCAUGGAAGUCUGCCGAGCUAGAGUUAAGAGCGUUUGUGUGACCAUCCCCUCCCUAUCGUUGCCAUUUCCUAUCUGCCACACAGGAAAGAAUCAUUAUUGGCAUCUGGAUCUUCUCUUCAUCAUGUAUUCUUCCUUCGAGACAUCGAAAAGAAACCGAGACUGGGAGAGUAGCGC
Messenger RNA from Acaromyces ingoldii, 900 nucleotides. RefSeq names its product phosphoglycerate mutase. The record is from RefSeq and is a predicted model, not a curated record. NCBI's taxonomy places the organism in Eukaryota, Fungi, Basidiomycota, Exobasidiomycetes, Exobasidiales, Cryptobasidiaceae. The coding region runs from base 26 to 646 and encodes 206 amino acids. The transcript has 7 exons. Gene Ontology annotation, molecular function: intramolecular phosphotransferase activity. Gene Ontology annotation, biological process: glycolytic process.